UAUGUUUGAUUCUUCCAUUAAAACUUUAAAAUAACUAUCUGUUUAUGGUCUUCGAUUACAGAUGAAACAAAUCUAUUUGUUUCAGAAAUAGGAAACCAAGUCUGAGUGCCCAGAAAUAGGAAAUCAAAUCUAACAAACAUAAACGCAAUGGAUGAAAAUAAGGAUUCUAGUUUACUGGUCAUUGUGCUAGACACAAACCCUUCUCAAAGGAUAAUCCGCGAAAAACCACAUAAUCUCACCCAGUGCCUCGAUUCAAUCGUGGCGUUCGCAAAUGCCCACCUUAUGCAAAAGGCUCAGAACAAGCUGGCAGUUCUGGCGUGCCACCACCAUGCAACGCAAUUUCUGUAUCCCACACCUGGCAAACCGCUGGAUAUCAGGCAAGUUGAUGGACAGUACGAAGUGUUCACGUUGGUGGAGAAAACCAUCAAACAGAAGCUGGCGUACAUGAUCAACAAUUCACCACCACUAACGACACCGUCGGAAUCGCUGCUAGCCGGCAGUAUGUCGAUGGCUCUCUGUUACAUUGCGAGAAUAAACCGCAACAAGACUCCUGGAUCGAAGAUCAACUCCCGCGUACUAGUCGUGACGGGAAGCAACGAAUGUGCCUCACAAUACAUGACCUACAUGAAUGUGUUUUUCACUGCCCAAAAACAGGGUGUCGUAAUCGAUGUGUGUGCGUUAGACAAAGCGCUCAGUUUGCUCCAGCAGGGUUGUGAUAUUACCGGUGGACAGUAUCUUCGAUUGGAGCAGCUGGAAGGCUUUCUACAGUAUCUCUUGUGGGUAUUCCUGCCUGAUCCGCAGAUGCGCUGCAAACUGGUCCUGCCGCCUCCAGUGAAGGUUGACUAUCGCGCCGCUUGCUUCUGCCAUCGUGAGCUGAUCGAUAUCGGUUAUGUUUGUUCCGUAUGCCUAUCUAUUUUCUGCAAAUUCAGUCCUAUUUGCACCACCUGCCAUACGGUCUUCAAAGCACCCGCGCCCAUAGCUGCCAAACCGAAGAAGAAAAAACUCAAAGCGUAAAGGGCAACGCACAAACGAGUUCGUUUUUAGCCCGGCUCAUGUUACUACAGAGUCGGCAAGUUGUACUACAAAUCAACGAAUAUAUCAUUUA
Messenger RNA from Anopheles nili, 1105 nucleotides. It is a transcript of the gene Tfb4, whose product is annotated as general transcription factor IIH subunit 3. Gene Ontology annotation, cellular component: transcription factor TFIIH core complex; transcription factor TFIIH holo complex. NCBI's taxonomy places the organism in Eukaryota, Metazoa, Arthropoda, Insecta, Diptera, Culicidae. Bases 148 to 1014 code for a protein of 288 amino acids. The transcript is spliced from 6 exons. Gene Ontology annotation, biological process: regulation of DNA-templated transcription; nucleotide-excision repair. The record is from RefSeq and is a predicted model, not a curated record.